AUGAGAGUUUCGUCGACUCCGGUAAUCCUCGCUUGCUUUGAGAUCAUCUCCCACUUCAAGCUGUUCGAGUGUUCAGACAACCUGAGCCCAAGAGUAUUCAUAGCAGCCUCUCCCGGCGUUCCCCGUGGAAAUUUCGACCUGAGGAAGAUAUUCGGCUGCCCGGAGAAUGACUCCAGCGUCCGAUACGUUGAAAUCCGAUGGUACAACAUCCAUCAAAACGUGUCGUUGGCUCUUUACGACAGAGAGCCCAAGGACGAUGACGUCUCGAAUCACUUGCUUCGUAUCUCGCCUCUCGAUCACACCUCGGGUUACUUUCUCACCCGUUACCUGCUACCGAAAGUGGAGCUCAACGGAACGGAAAACUUGAGCGAGAAGUGCAUGUUCUACUGGGUGGCCGUCCUGGAUCGUCGCUCUCGAAUUUCGAGCUAUGACUGCUUCAGAGGUUUCCCUUUUUGGAUGAAAAAAUCGAGGAAAUAUCUGGAAAACGUACAAGUGCGUCACGCCUUCAUCCCAGGAACGCAUAACUCGGGUACGUAUAAUUACUACGUACCGCAUCGAUCGCAUUCGCGGGUGACGCAGUUCGUAGAGUGCCAGGACGAAUCCGUUUUCAAUCAACUCUUCUUCGGAGCUCGGUAUUUCGAGCUGAGAGCUUCCUUCUCGCCGAAACGCAGACAGAACCGUGGGGGAUCCCCGAGCGAAUGCGGGAUCGAUGGCAAAGCAUGCGACGGUACAGAGUUUUGGAGCUAUCAUGGAUCGUUCGUCACUCUCGGCUCCUUGAAGCAGAUCGCCAUGGAUAUCCGAGAUUUCCUGGAUUCCACAGAGGAGAUUGUGCUGAUAGAUCUGCAUAAAUUCAAGAUCAAGGGAAACUGGUUCUGGACCAUAACUCUGCAUUUGGAGCUGUGGAAACUCCUCGUUGACAUCCUCGGGAGGCACAUGAGCCCUUUCAGCCCCGAAUUGACAUUCGGAGAAAUGUGGAAAUCCAACAGACGUUUGAUCGUGUCGUCGAUAUAUCCCAUGCAGAACUUGACCAAGUGUCUCUGGCCCUCUCCGACUCACCUUUGGCCGAACACCGAGGAUUUCUCUCAGUUGGAACUCUUCUUCGAUCAACGACUCUGCUCGGAAGUCGCCAAAAGUUCCGGGAUAACCGUCACCAAAGGCCAGCUCACCCCGAGACCUGGUCUCCGUUUGAUGAGGAAUAUAUUCCGUAAUCAGGGAGGCGUGCGAUACUUCUCUCCGGAAAUCAAUCGUCGCAUCGACCGUAUGUUCUUUGGCAAGUGGGCUUGUGCGAAUGUAGUGGCGGUGGACUAUCUUCUGAGCUCUGAUGUGGUUCGCAUCGCGAUCAUAGUGAACGAGAUGAGAGCCCGAAACAGCACAAUUCCGGGCCGUCCGUAUUCGACGGAAAAUCUCCAGGAUUUUUCGCGAUUCCGCCCGAAAUAUUGGAGAGCACGAGAUGAGCUGUGA
Molecule: messenger RNA, 1461 nt
Organism: Galendromus occidentalis (western predatory mite)
Lineage: Eukaryota; Metazoa; Arthropoda; Arachnida; Mesostigmata; Phytoseiidae
Exons: 1
Coding region: 1-1461 (486 amino acids)
Biological process (GO): lipid metabolic process
Molecular function (GO): phosphoric diester hydrolase activity
Source: RefSeq, a predicted model, not a curated record